ACACGUCAGUGAAACAUUUUGCAUAAGAAUUGAGUACCGACAUCGACCGGUUGACAAACCAUUCAUUUCUCAAACGUUGAAAAGGAAAGUGCACAAAUUAUAAGAGGGUUCCCUUUUUUCGUUGUUUUCCAUUGAAUUUUCAAAAUGAAAAAUUUUGUAUAUUUGGUGGUCGCACUGUGUUUAGUGUCGGCAUUUACACCCGCAUUUGCACUCGAUGAAGAUGAUGUGGAAACAGUGGACAUUGACUUGGGCUCGAGCAGAGAAGCUUCCAGAACAGAUUCCGAAACAGUUAGGCGAGAGGAGGAGGCUAUCAAAAUCGAUGAAUUGAACGUUGCUCAAAUAAGGGAACUUCGGGAUCAGGCCGAAAAACAUACAUUCCAAGCAGAAGUCAAUCGUAUGAUGAAAUUGAUCAUCAAUUCGUUGUAUCGCAACAAGGAAAUUUUCCUCCGUGAAUUGAUUUCGAAUGCUUCCGAUGCUCUGGACAAGAUUCGUUUAUUGUCGCUGACCGAUUCCACACAAUUAGACUCGAACCGCGACCUGCAAAUUCAAAUCAAAGCCGACAAAGACAAUAAAGUGCUGCACAUCAUCGACACGGGCAUCGGUAUGAGCAAAGCUGAUUUGGUCAACAAUUUGGGAACGAUUGCAAAGUCCGGUACGGCCGAUUUCUUGUCGAAAAUGCAAGAUGAAAAGUCCGAAGGCCAAGAGGAGAACGAUAUGAUUGGUCAAUUCGGUGUUGGUUUCUAUUCAGCGUUCUUGGUUGCUGAUCGUGUUGUCGUGACCACCAAACACAAUUCCGAUAAGCAAUACAUUUGGGAAAGUGAUGCCAACAGUUUUUCGAUCAUUGAUGAUCCACGUGGUGACACAUUGAAACGAGGCUCUCAGGUGUCAUUGUAUUUGAAAGACGAAGCUCAGGACUUUUUGGAAGAAGACACUGUCAAACAGUUGAUCAAGAAGUAUUCGCAGUUCAUCAAUUUCCCAAUCUAUCUGUGGACAAGCAAGUCGGUUGAAGAAGAAGUGCCAAUCGAAGAAGAGUCAAAGGAAGAAACUACGGAAGAUGCCGUUGAAGAUGGUGACGAGGAUGCAAAGGUCGAAGAAGAUGCUGAAGAAGAUAAGCCAAAAACAAAGAAAGUAACAAAAACCGUUUGGGACUGGUUGGUAAUGAACGACAACAAACCGAUUUGGACUCGUAAGCCAUCUGAGGUCACCGACGAUGAAUACAACGAAUUCUACAAGAGCCUUACGAAAGAUAAUUCCGAUCCAUUCACCCAUACGCAUUUCAUUGCCGAAGGUGAGGUCACCUUUAAAUCCCUGCUGUUCAUACCGAAAGUGCAACCAUCUGAAAGCUUCAACAAAUAUGGCACCAAGUCAGACAACAUCAAAUUGUUCGUACGUCGCGUUUUCAUCACCGACGAAUUCAACGACAUGAUGCCCAAUUAUUUGAAUUUCAUUCGUGGUAUCGUCGACUCCGAUGAUUUACCGUUGAAUGUGUCACGUGAAACGCUCCAGCAGCACAAGCUGAUCAAAGUUAUUAAGAAGAAGUUGGUACGCAAGGUGUUGGACAUGAUCAAGAAACUAGGAAAAGAGGAAUACAACAAAUUCUGGAAGGAAUAUUCAACCAACAUCAAAUUGGGAGUUAUGGAAGAUCCUAGCAAUCGUUCCCGUUUGGCUAAGCUAUUGCGAUUCCAGUCAUCCAAUGGAAAGGACAAAACAGAUUUGACAAGUCUCGAAGAAUAUGUAGCCAGAAUGAAACCGAAACAGGAACACGUUUUCUGGUUAGCUGGAUCCAGCCGCAGUGAAGUUGAAAGUUCACCAUUUGUUGAACGAUUAUUGGCCCGUGGCUACGAAGUCUUGUACCUCGUCGAAGCCGUCGAUGAAUAUUCCAUCGCAUCUCUGCCCGAAUUCGAUGGCAAGAAAUUCCAAAACGUUGCCAAGGAAGGAUUCUCGCUAAACGAAUCUGAAGACUCGAAGGCCAAAUUCCAAGAAUUGACCGCACAAUUCGAACCGCUAGUCAAAUGGUUGAACGACAACGGAUUGAAGGACAAAAUCAGCCGGGCUCAAAUAUCUGAACGUUUGAGCAGUUCACCAUGUGCAUUGGUAGCUGGUAUGUUCGGCUGGACCGGUAAUAUGGAACGUUUGGCAUUGUCUAAUGCCCAUCAAAAGUCGGAUGAUGCGCAACGCAGUUACUAUUUGAGCCAGAAGAAGACACUCGAAAUCAAUCCCAGACAUCCGUUGAUUCGGGAAUUGUUGCGACGUGUUGAGGCUGAUGACAACGAUGCAACCGCCAAGGAUAUGGCACUAAUGAUGUUCCGCACGGCUACACUACGAUCCGGUUAUAUGUUGCAGGAAACGUCCGACUUUGCUGACAGCAUUGAGAAAAUGAUGCGACAAACGCUCGGUGUUUCGCUUGACGAACAAAUUGAAGAAGAAGAUUUUGUCGACGAUCAACCGGAAGAUGGCGGCAACGAUCAGGAGGAAGAGGCUGAUGAGGUGGAUGCUGAGCACGACGAGUUAUAAGUGUAAAUCAAAUUUUUUUUCUUUGACUGAGAAUUUUACGUUUAAGUGAGUAUUAGUGCGUGUGCAUGUUUUGCCGUUCUUUCCUUGAAUCAAGACUAUCGUCAGAGUUUACAAUUCGAGUGAUUUUGGUGAUACACAAUAUGAUUCCGGGCAAAUUUCUUUUCUAUUUAUUUUUGUUACGAAAAGAGAAGAAGGAGAAAUGUUUUGCGAUGAAAAAGGAAGCGCUUUUUUGAAGCAAAAAAAAUACAAAAAUUUUCGUACCAAA
Molecule: messenger RNA, 2779 nt
Organism: Bradysia coprophila
Lineage: Eukaryota; Metazoa; Arthropoda; Insecta; Diptera; Sciaridae
Gene: Gp93
Product: heat shock protein 90 Gp93
Biological process (GO): protein folding
Molecular function (GO): ATP binding; ATP hydrolysis activity; ATP-dependent protein folding chaperone
Source: RefSeq, a predicted model, not a curated record